AGAGAUGCCGUGAUGGAUCUCAAACAAGUGAAAGAGUGGGGCGUGUUAAUUUGCCACUGUUGAUAAUGAGAGCCACUUCGUGCGUCACGGUGCGCUCUCCACCCUGCACGUCAAUUGUUGGCAGUGCAGCAUGUGAUGCUCCGUCCUGCACUGUCCUGUGAGCGCUCAGUCAGUACCACAGCCGCACACACACAUACACAUGCUCGUGGUGGAUGUAUUCAUGCCUCUCUCCAGAUAUUCUCUGACAACUGCGAUCGCUUAAGCCCGGAUUAUACUGCUGUACAAGACUCACGGACUGAAGCCAAGAACUGAAAUCCAGCAAUCGCUCUUCAGCAUCGCUCUUCCUUUCAUCCCCACCUGACGUUUGGCCUCCGUCACUUCUUCCCGUCUCUCGCUCUCUGUUUCUCUCUCCACUCGCCCCCACCCCCACCCCCCUCCUGACCCUCAGCCUCCCUGAUGCCUAAGAACAGCAAGGUGACACAGCGCGAGCAGAGCCAUGAGCACGUCACAGAGUCGGUGGCUGACCUGCUCGCACACGAGGAGCCGCUCGACUACAAGAGCAGCUCCCUGAAUGUCGGAGGGGCGGCGGGGAAGAAAGUCCCUCAGAUAGAGGUCCCUGAAAACGAUGGGCGACCCGCCUGGAACAGCAAACUGCAGUACAUCCUGGCCCAGGUGGGCUUCUCUGUGGGCCUGGGGAACGUGUGGCGCUUCCCAUACUUGUGCCAAAAGAAUGGAGGAGGCGCCUAUCUGGUUCCUUACUUCAUCCUCCUCCUCAUUAUUGGCAUCCCUCUCUUCUUCUUGGAGCUGGCAGUGGGUCAGAAGAUCAGGCGUGGAAGUAUCGGGGUGUGGAACUACGUCUGUCCCCGCCUGGGUGGAAUAGGAAUGUCAAGUCUGAUGGUGUGCGGCUUUGUGGGUCUCUACUAUAAUGUGAUCAUCGGUUGGAGCAUUUUCUACUUCUUCCAGUCCUUUCAGUAUCCUCUCCCAUGGAGUGACUGCCCAAUCAGAAAGAAUGGGACACUUGCCAUUGUGGAGCCAGAAUGUGACAAAAGCUCGGCUACGACCUACUUCUGGUACCGGCAGACUCUGAACACGACCAGCACCAUCGCAGAGAGCGGCGGCCUCAACAUCAAAAUGACCCUGUCUCUGCUGGUAGCCUGGAUCAUUGUCUGCCUCGCCGUCAUUAAAGGAAUCGCUUCCUCUGGGAAGGUGAUGUACUUCAGUUCUCUUUUCCCCUACGUGGUGCUGUUCUGUUUCCUGGUCAGGGGUUUAAUGCUGAAGGGCUCAGUAGAUGGUAUCGCUCACAUGUUCACUCCCAAGUUGGAGAAGAUGCUGGAGCCGCAGGUGUGGAGGGAGGCCGCCACCCAGGUCUUCUUUGCCCUCGGUCUGGGUUUUGGAGGAGUCAUUGCCUUCUCCAGUUACAAUAAGAUUGACAACAACUGCCACUUUGAUGCCGUGCUCGUCUCUGUCAUCAACUUUUUGACCUCCAUUUUGGCCACACUGGUUGUGUUUGCUGUGUUGGGCUUCAAGGCAAACAUCAUGAAUGAAAAGUGUGUUGUGGAGAAUGCAGAAAAGAUCCUGGGAUACCUCAACUCCAACGUCCUGAGUCAUGAUCUUAUUCCUCCACAUGUGAACUUUUCCCAUCUCACCACGGCGGACUACGCUGAGAUGUACGGGGUCAUUAAAACGGUCAAAGAGGACAGCUUUCCCCAGCUGGGUCUGGAGCCGUGUGUUCUGGAGGAUGAGCUGAACAAAGCUGUCCAGGGCACCGGCCUGGCCUUCAUCGCCUUCACAGAAGCCAUGACGCAUUUCCCAGCAUCUCCCUUCUGGUCAGUCAUGUUCUUCUUCAUGCUCAUCAACCUCGGUCUGGGCAGCAUGAUCGGCACCAUGACUGGCAUCACCACACCUGUCCUUGACGCCUACAAAGUCCAGAAGGAGCUUUUUACAGUGUGUUGCUGCAUCAUCGCUUUCUUAUGCGGCUUGUUGUUUGUUCAGCGGUCGGGAAAUUACUUUGUCACCAUGUUCGAUGAUUACUCGGCUGGUCUGCCUCUCACUGUAGUGGUCAUCCUGGAAAAUCUGUCUGUUGCUUGGAUAUAUGGCACCAAAAGGUUCAUGCAGGACCUGGAGGACAUGUUAGGUUUCCGACCUUAUAUCAUCUAUUUCUACCUUUGGAAGUACGUCUCCCCUUUCUGUCUUAUCGUUCUCAUCUCGGCCACUGUCAUCGAGAUGGCCAUCAGCCCACCAGGAUACAACGCCUGGGUUCAAGAGCUGGCUCAGGAACGCUUCCAGAGCUAUCCUCCCUGGGCUCUGGCCAUGUGCUUCGCUCUUAUCGCUGUGGCCAUGCUUCCGCUCCCUGUUGUCUUCAUCGCCCGACACUUCAACUUGAUGUCAGAUGGCUCUAACAAGCUGUCUGUCUCUUACCAUAAAUCUAUGAUGAAGGACAUAUCCAACCUUGAGGAGCAGGAUGAGGCUAGAUUCAUCCUUGGAGGCAAACCAGGCGAGGCCCCAUCAUCAGGGCCAGCACGUAAACCCUUCCUGACACCUGGAGGAAACAAACCCAUGGACUCCCUGUCUCCAAACAUCUGCUAUGGUACUAGCUACCAAAAUGCUGCCAUAAGCCCCACCACACCAACUACACCAAGCACACCUCUCACACCAGAGUCUGACUCUUGACUGUUGCCCAGCCUUGACAGACUCCCCUCUGACCACCCCUGUAGCACAACUUUACCCAUGAGGUCUCCACUGGAGCUCAGCGCAGCUCCAGGAAUCCUCACCACUGCCCUGCUAACGCCACAAAACUGUACGUAGCCAUCCAGUUUAUGAGCGCUUCCAAAAUAACACGAAGGAACUUCAUGAGAAGAUUUCCAGAAUGUUUCCAAGCAUCUGGAAGUUAGAAAACAGGAAAUAAGGGAUGCAUUUCACUGUUUUACAAUAAACGAAACUCUGGAAUCAGGUUGAGAUUAACAGUGACACACUACAUCUGUAUAUAUUUAAAAACAUCAGGUUAAUGUGUUCAGAAUGAAGUUCUGUGAUCUGAUUUUCUUUGCCUUAGUUUAAGGAUCCCCUAGCAGACACCGACCCCAUAGUAUAAGGACAAUGUCUGCACAGUGCAGGUAGUGUGAAAGAGUGAAUGUAGUAGAGUUUGUGAGGUUCUGCUGGUUUCCUAUGUAGCAAUAAUGGGUGUCAAAGCCAUGUACCACUUAAUACGCAGCAGGUUUUCUUUAUAUUAGAUGUUAUGCAGUCGACAAGGUGCAACUGAAAAGUUCCAAAACCAUACCUGAUUCAGAUUUGGACAAAUUGUUCUUCAAGGUCAUGCUCAGCACAGCUGUGGAAAGUCCCAUUUUCACUCCACAGUGUGCGCUGUGAAUUCAAGUCACAACUAAACUCUACUGUAACGUCCUGAGGUGUCUGAGGAAGACAUUCACAGCAAACCACCUGACCUGUGGUGUUUGCCACUGUGUGAUGGCACACAAGGAAUCAAAAAAAACAAAACACUCGACUCUGUAUGUUUAAGAAAAUGACUUUAAAGGUGAGCACUUCCAAAUUAAGAUCAGGUAACGUUUUUGGCCACAGACUCGCAGCUCUGUUCUGAUGCCGUGAGAUUUGUUUUCAUAGGACUAUGAUUUGUAAAAUAUGCUAAGACGACUCUAAAGGCACCCGUUUAUGUUCCAAUCAGACCCCACAUCCACCUCCUCCUGUAAUUUGCGUGUAGAGUCUAUUGUUGUUGUUCAUUUUGUAAAAACAAAAAAAGGUGUAAAAUCACAAUGUACAGUAUAGUUAUAGUAAUGUAACAUACCUUUAGGACUCUGGGUUUUAUUAACCGGGAGCUCAAACCACUGUUUCAUUAUCCAUCACUCUCACGUCUUCGUCUCCGUGCUGUAGAAACACACUCAUUUCAGUUUCUCCACCAAAGAGUUAAAAGUAAACAACAAAACACUUGAAAUCUGCUCCAGAAUAACAGACCUGUUACACUGGACUGCAGUGAAAGUGAACUACAACCCAAAACACAACGCGGGCACGAAGCUCGCAAACUUUGCUUUUCUCCUCCUUCAAAAAAGCACAAAGGAGAUUUUGACUCACUGAGCACAAGCAGAUUAUUGGCUGGAAUUGUCUCAAGCAUUGAUCCACAUUUUAAAAUGAACUCCUGCCGAGACAUAUGGGACACACAGCAAUAUAUAUUUAUAUUGGCGCACAAACUGUGUUAACUUUGAACAAAAAAAAUGAACUUAAAAUAAGAAAAAUAGCUACGGACCAAAAGAUUAAAAAGCAAAAAUUCCAAUUCUGUGAACUUAUCAGCCGACCUGAUAGUGUGCACCUUUGAAAGCCUUAGACUCCUCAUGCACAGACAGAAGUACACAUGCACACACAUACACACUGCUCUCUGUGUUACAGGGCCUGCCGUGGCGCAGCAGGGAUUACGGUGAUGGUCGCUGACUUGAGUUGAAACUGAGCACAUUUAAAUUCCUAUUUAAAGGAAUCUUUAAUUUAUUUUUUUAAUCACAAUAUUUACAGCCAUGGUGUUUAGGUAUAAAUGGACUAUUUAUAUUCCUGUAUAUUUGCUGUUACGUAGGCGUGAUGAAUUACAAAGAUUUAUCUUUUACAAGCGUUUAGUAUGUAUACUGUGUAUUUUAAUCUUGUGUGACGCUUAUUGAGUCUGUACAUUUUAGAACUGUUCUGUAGUUUGUGGAGCUGAUCGUGGACAUGAAAAUGAUGCUGCACUGUGGAGCUGAUGUACGGUCUUGUUUAGUCGUGUGUGUGUCCACUUCCGGUUUAGUGGUCUAAUCGUUCACCGAAAGAUGCUCUCAAAAUGUCCUGUUAGCCAACAGGUUCAUGAAAGGCUGUCUCUAAAAUAUGUUUAGCGUAGAUGACACAGCAUGCUAACAUCCUGAGCAGAUAUCUUUCCAGAUGUAUACAAAACUUGCACGCACUUUUUUUUUUUAGGUUGAACCACUCUGAGGUCACCCAUUGAUUUUGGACUUUGUUCAACUUUUUAAUCCUCGGGUAUUUGGACAAGAGGGUGGCAUGCUAAGUUAUAAGCUAAAGUUAGCAAGCUUGCUACUAAGCUGCAUUCAUAAUCUGUACAGCUUCAAUGCACAAUAAUAAACACCUGCUAAUAAAGCUCAA
Molecule: messenger RNA, 5121 nt
Organism: Maylandia zebra (zebra mbuna)
Lineage: Eukaryota; Metazoa; Chordata; Actinopteri; Cichliformes; Cichlidae
Product: sodium-dependent neutral amino acid transporter SLC6A17
Biological process (GO): alanine transport; sodium ion transmembrane transport; glycine transport
Cellular component (GO): synaptic vesicle; plasma membrane
Source: RefSeq, a predicted model, not a curated record